UUCACCUUAAAUUGCUGCUCCAGUAUUCCUGUAGUUUAGCUAAAAGUAGUUCCUUAAUAAUCCUGUUUUCUGGGACGGAGAAACAGUUUUUUGGUAGUGCGGCUGGGACUGGUUGGGUAGAACGAGUAUUCUCACUAUUCUGGUGUUCCGACACAACGAUCACAGUCAUAGCUAUCUGUAGAAGGCGGAAUAGCGUUUACGUACAUGAAAGCGCAGCUUUUGUUAAAACAAUACAACGUGCCCUUUACUGAAUAAUAUUGAUGAAGUAGUGGCGCCAGGUUAACCUAAUUAUUACUGCGCAGAAGCUAUCACAUUGUUCACAAUUUUAUCACCAAGUGCCACUUGGCCUGGAUCAGCGAUACAAUAAAAUUCUCAUUGUUACUACUUACAACUGCGCUCAACUGCUGCAAACCGUAGUGAAUGGACUUUUUCCAUUUUGUUUCCGUGGUGAAUGCCGUCAAACUGCAAUCGGCUCACCAAAGUACAGUGGUAAUUUCUGCUCGACAAGAGAGGCUUGGACGCCGGAAAAUCGAAUUUAUUUGCGCAGAUGUGUGGUUGAAAUUCAGCCGAAAUCUUAAUACCUCAACCGUCAUGGACGCCAUCACGGAGUACCCUUUUCGGGGUUUAGCAUGCGGCCCACGCGAGAUCAAUUACGGUAAUACGGUGAUGGUGCAGCGAGACAACGGGGAAUGGUGGCUGGGAUACGUGCAGGACAUCGAUGAGGAUCUCAUGUUUGUGAAUUUCGAUUCCGCAACGGCUCCCGCCAGCUGGAUCCAAUCAUGUCACGUCCGCGCUCAACGCUGGUUAAACGAUCGUGAUCUGUGGUUAGCAGUGGACAGGGAAGUGGCUGCAACCGGCAGUUAUGCAGUGCAGGUUGCUCUGCGUAACACUGAGCACGGACCACAUGUUUUUCGUCCGGCCCGGCUCCUUACAUCAACAACUCGUUGGGCGCAUUCUUUGCCGAAUUGAACCAUCUGGCCAUGUCGCACUGUCUUGCGGUCCACUCGUGGCAGAUUGCCUUCCCGAUUAAUCCCGCCUUCGAUGCGCCACCGCUCCGCAACAAAACCAGCGGACUAUACUAUCAGAAGUUCACCAUACCUUUCAUGAAUGCUCGCUGGAUUACGGCACUGGAUGUGGCUGCCAUACGGGAGUGCCUGGUCAAAGCCGCGCUAACCCCAAACCCACAUGGACCGGGCUGCUAUCCUGGUAAUAUCUUCGUGGCAUACCGAAUCUAUGUACAUGGCUGUCACUGGGGACAAUCUCACUUUCGUCUGCGCUCAACUGCAUGAUGAUAACCUGAACUCGCGGGCCGAAUGGAGCCUAGAUACCUUAACACAUGCCUUUGCGAGCUUGUAUCCUGUUCCGAAUCCACCAUUGUCACCUGCAGUCACUGCAACUGAAGAAUCUCAACAAGAAUUAACUUUCGAUAGUGACGGAUGGAUCGGUGAUGUGGCGCAUUCAGUUAUAGCCGAUGUUCUCGUCAGUUUGGAUUUGCACACUCAAGCAAAACGUAGUUUGGGGAAUCCUACUUUUUUGAGUCUUUGGUCUGUCACAUUACGUUACAUCAUUUGGAGGUGAUUGGUACAGCCGUACAGAUACCUGGCGCAAAGUUGUGGUAGCAAAUAAGGCGGCAGUAUAUCUAAAUACAAUAUCAUUAUCCCAUCAUUCCUGUCCGUCGGAUUGUCUAAGCAGACCUGAACACUUACGUUCAAAUGGAAGCCUUCACAUCUUAUCCUUUUCGGGGCCUAGAAUCCGGUCCAUGCGAAAUCAAUUUGGCGAACACGGUCAUGGUGCAACGCGACAACGGGGACUGGUGGCUGGGAUACGUGCAGGACAUUGAUGAGGACCUCAUGUUUGUGAAUUUUGAUUCCUCAACGGCUCCCGCCGGCUGGAUCGACUCACGUCACGUCCGGGCUCAAAGUUUGUUAAACGAUGAUCUGUGUUACAAAAUGGACAGGAAGGUGGCGGCAACCGGUAGUUAUGUCGUACAAGUAGCGCUACGCAACACCGAGAACGGACCACAUGUUUUCCGGUCGGCCCGGCUCCUUACAUCGACGACUGCAUUUGGUCUGUUCGUUGUCCAGUUGGACCAGGGGAUUACGCCGCAACGUUUGGUGGUUCACCUAUGGCAAAUUGCCGUCGCGAUUGAUCCCGUCAUGGAUGCGCCGCCGCUCUACAAUCGAACCAGGGGAAUAUACUAUCGCAAAUUCAACGUGCCCUUCGUGAAUACUGGCAGGAUUACAAUGCUUGAUAUGGCGGACAUCUGUGAUUGUCUGGACAGAGCCGCACGAACCCCCGCUAACUCAUCUGAUGGCUACUACCCUGGUAACGACCACGUUGCAUAUCGUGUAUAUGUAGCUGUCAGUGGAGAUCAUCUCAAGUUUAUUUGCGCUCAGCUCCAAGACGAAAACGAAAACAAUCGUGCCGAAUGGAAUUUAGAUACAUUAACAGAAGCCUGUACGAACUGCUAUCCUACGCCGGACCUGCCAGUCUUACAUGAUAUUGUGAUCGACGCCCCACAGCAAAGAUUAACUUUCGAUAAUGACGGAUGGAUAGCUGAUGUGGUUUAUUCGGUUAUGGCCUACGUCCUCUUCAGUCUGGACUUGCACACUCAAGCCGAAGCGAAAAGGGUCUGCACUUUAUGGCAUCAGCUGUUGUCCGAACGUUGCGCCAGCCGACACGUAGCCAUCGAUUUCUCGAUAGUGGAACCGAACGAACUGAUCAACGACAGCUACGGUACUCCUUCCUGUCACAACAUAUUUAAUUUAAGCUGGGGCUUCGACAAGGCCCUAACCGCGGAAACCAAAAGCCUUACCCUGCUUGACAAUCUCCAGUGCACAGAUUUGACCAUAGUUACCCAAGUGUUCGUAGCGCUAAUGAACGUCCGGGGAAUUCAGCUGGACUAUAUCCUAAUCAAAGAUGGUUUCUCCCAUCCUGGUAUUACGAGCCUCUCUGAUCACGUGUCGGUAUCAGAUGGCCAUCUUGCCGAGCGUGAAUGGAAAUGUCACUGUUUAACCAAACUAAGCACCGUAUGUCGACGUCUGGUUCUGCAAAACUAUACAGUAGGGGAUAUUACCGACCCUCUGGAAUAUUUGCAUCGGUACGACGAGGUACCACGAGAGACGCUUGGUUUGCUAUCGGCCAGAUUUCACCCGCAAGAAAGAUUCCAAAAGGUUCCAGUUACGAUUCCUUAUGUUAUGCUGCAAUCCGAGGAUGGUAAUGCCAGUACACUCCGACAGUUUUUACUAGCGGCGGAGAGGAACCUUCCUCCGAUGGACGCAUCGAUGUACAACCACGUGCGCUCCGUCCAUAGUCGUUGGGUGGAGAUUCUGGAAUAUCCCAGCCAGUGGCACUGUGUUCGACGCGUCUUUCAGUUAUACUGUGGUUUCCAACCGGACGGCGGCGAGCGCACUUGGACGGAUGUUGAUCUGCGGCUGGUAGACGUGUCCACUCUGACCAAGCUAACAAUUGCAGCAAUUAAUGCAUGUUUCAUCGUGCCGCAGUGAUCGCUACACAUAUUUGUUGUUGAACCCGCUUAUGAACCAUCUUGGAAGCAAAUUUAUCACAGGAGCGUUUUUCUUGUUACAUUUCAUAUGCAUCUAAUGUGCUCGAUAAACAUUUUCGUCAUUAAUCGCAGGUACCAAAACUGGUUUUGCAAAUAUUGCAUGACUGGCAUAGGUAUCAUAACGUGUACAACGCA
Molecule: messenger RNA, 3700 nt
Organism: Paramacrobiotus metropolitanus
Lineage: Eukaryota; Metazoa; Tardigrada; Eutardigrada; Parachela; Macrobiotidae
Exons: 8
Coding region: 1713-3506 (597 amino acids)
Source: RefSeq, a predicted model, not a curated record